Schistocerca piceifrons (Central American locust) is the source of this 378-nucleotide messenger RNA. Its product is annotated as ribonuclease H1-like. The transcript is spliced from 3 exons. The record is from RefSeq and is a predicted model, not a curated record. Bases 43 to 378 code for a protein of 111 amino acids. Lineage: Eukaryota; Metazoa; Arthropoda; Insecta; Orthoptera; Acrididae. Gene Ontology annotation, molecular function: nucleic acid binding; RNA-DNA hybrid ribonuclease activity.
AAUACAGUAACGGUAGAAGGCACUAGGAGGAGGUUAACCUGAAUGGUUGCACUUGGCAGUAUAAAAAAGCUAUGCAUCAAAACAGAUUCUGAAUUUUUGGUAAAGAGUGCAUCUCACUGGAGCAAGGCUGGCUGCACUUUAGAGGCAGGUGGUAGCUGGGCCCAGAAUCAAGAAGAUUACAAAGUACUAUACGAUGCAAUAACGGACAGUGGAAUGGAAAUCAGAUGGCAUUAUGUUCCUGGACACAGUGGUAUUGAAGGCAACCAGAAAGCAGAUGCACUCGCAAGAUUGGGAGCCCAGAUGAGUGCAAACGAUGCUGGUGAUGCUACACUCUCUGAGAAUUUGAAAUCCAAAGAGAAUUACAGUAGAUAUUACUGA